This is a messenger RNA of Leguminivora glycinivorella, 882 nucleotides long. Its product is annotated as glycine-rich protein DOT1-like. NCBI's taxonomy places the organism in Eukaryota, Metazoa, Arthropoda, Insecta, Lepidoptera, Tortricidae. The transcript is spliced from 2 exons. The coding region runs from base 47 to 748 and encodes 233 amino acids. The record is from RefSeq and is a predicted model, not a curated record.
UAUUAUCGGACUGACCUAGUGAACAAAAAUAGGUUACUAGGUUGUGAUGCAAUUAUGUCAUUUCCUAUAUAUAGGACAUGUUUUUAUUCAAAAUGACAGUCUUACGCAAAACAUAACUAUGGUAUUCGUUAGGAUACUUUUUCUGGGUUUGAUAUCAACGCUUUGGCAGGUAUCUGAAAGCAGAUGCAUACUGCGUCCAGCCCCUGCCUGCGCCUGCGUCAGGCCCUGCCUGCGGCCGUAUGUACCUCGCGUCGUCUGCUCCUCGAGAUACGAGCGUGCUCUCGAGAACAUCAUCUCUGAGCUGAUACAGGCUUUAGUGGACACCAAUGUAGAAUCGGGCGAGUCUGGCGGUGCCGGCGGCGGGAGCGGUGGGACUGGGGGAGGCGGAUCUGGAGGGACUGGUGGGACUGGUGGGACUGGUGGGACUGGUGGGACUGGCGGUGGAUCUGGCGGGACAGGUGGUAGUGGCGGCGGUGGAUCUGGACCUACGACAGCACCACUAUUAGGUGUCGAUGUCCAGGCGCUCGGGCGCGAAGUUGUUGACUUGGAAGUGUUGCCUGACAGCAUUGUCAGCGGUGGUAGCGGUGGCGGAGCUGGAGGAUCUAGUGGGGGAUCUAGUGGGACUGGGACUGGCGGUGGUUCAAGUGGGUCUGGUUCUACGUUGUCACCGCUAGUAGGUGCCGCUGUCCAGGCGCUCGGGCUCGAUGUGCUUGACUUGCAAGUGCUGCCUGAAAGCAUUGUCGGCUAACGACACUACAGCAUCUUGUUUUUUAUCAAGAAGGGUCUGUGUUUGUUUAAAUUAAUGAGAUAGACGCUUGUUUGUGCAACGAUAACUUCUAUUUUAAUAAACCUAAUAAAUUGAACUUCUGAUUACAAACUGUA